This is a messenger RNA of Pyrenophora tritici-repentis Pt-1C-BFP, 628 nucleotides long. Its product is annotated as Atrophin-1 domain containing protein. The record is from RefSeq and is a predicted model, not a curated record. NCBI's taxonomy places the organism in Eukaryota, Fungi, Ascomycota, Dothideomycetes, Pleosporales, Pleosporaceae.
AUGUUCGCCCUCAACGUCCUCGUCGGCCUUCUCGCCGCCGCCACCGUCUCCUCCUCGCCUAUUGCCGAGGACACUGCCCUCGCAGCCCGCCAGACCACCUGGACAUGCCCUGACAUCGGCAAAAGCACUUGGGGCGGCGCACCGUUGAUCACCGCACCUGACGCCAAGAACAGCCGCUGCUGCGUAACGGGAUGGUCCUAUGUGUGGGGCGAGGGGCGCGAGAUCUGCUGCCGCAACGACCCGGCCCUGCUCGAGGAUCCGACUUACAAGUACGCGCUGCCCUGCACCAGCGAGUUUUGGACUUCGGGAGGCCCUAAGAUUGCCCUGCUGCGGAGUUGCAACAUCGAGGACCCCAAGAACUUCCGCUGCAGCGCCGAAUGUGACGGCGUCCCCUGGUUGUACCCUACCACCAAGCCCUGCCCGGCCAAGAACUAAGGGAUUCCGCCUGCCGACGACCGCCAUCCUCGGCUGUACCGCGAUGCUAGGACUUUUCUGGUUAAGAAAUAGGGUGCUAUGGUAGCUUUCGAAGUGUUGUUGUGUUGGCUUCUUUGUUUAAUCUUGGAUUUGUACAUACAGCUUGUCAGGAGGGGUCGAAUAGUUUAAGGAGAAAAUACAUCUGUUGCGGUGC